This is a messenger RNA of Chenopodium quinoa (quinoa), 2402 nucleotides long. Its product is annotated as GDSL esterase/lipase 4-like. Gene Ontology annotation, biological process: lipid metabolic process. Gene Ontology annotation, molecular function: lipase activity. The record is from RefSeq and is a predicted model, not a curated record. The coding region runs from base 967 to 2088 and encodes 373 amino acids. Lineage: Eukaryota; Viridiplantae; Streptophyta; Magnoliopsida; Caryophyllales; Amaranthaceae. The transcript is spliced from 5 exons.
UUGUUGAACGUACGACUCUCUUGGUUUGGCUUCAGGACUCUUAAUUAGGAGGUGGCUAUGCUUUUCGAUCCUCAAGAGUGGGGUCGUGUCACGGGUCAUGGUUUCAGCAAUAGGGUGCUUUCAACUUUUGGGUGUUUUGUGUCUACACAACUUCCAUCGCAAAUUUGCUUAGGUAUCAUUGCAACUUUCGGUUCCCUUCACUAGUAAUAUCUUGCGCACUCUGUCCAUCUCGAGGGUUUUGGUUCAGUUGGCAACUCUUGGCCCAAAACAAGGUUUUGGUAAGAACCUUUUUGUUGUCCAGGCUCCAAGGUAAUUGGUAUGAUGCAAGGCUACUCUGGUUUAGUUAUUAAACUUCGUGUUUCCUCUUUUGGUAAGUGGUAUAUCCCGUAUGUGGGUUUGUUUCGGUGUGUCGGCUCAGCCACGAUACAGAAGAUUUUUCUAGCUUUUGGUGUUUGUGUGUUUAGCUAGGUGUGUUUGGUUGUUUUUUAGUUUCUUUUAUAGCUUUGUAAAGUUGUAAUUUGUUCUUUAUUUAUGAGUUCUCUUUGUUAAAAAAAAAAAAAAAAAAAAAAAAAAAAAAAAAAAUGUUGAACAAGACCAUAGCAAGACCACCAACAAACAAAAAUAUUUGAUUUGUUAAAAAAGACACAGCUAACCAGAUUCAAUUGCCUGACAUCCUCAAGUAUUCACACAUGUAUUCCCCACUUCAAUUAAUUAAGCCAAAAUUAUGUAUUAAAAGACUCGCUAAUAAGUUUAAUUAUGUUGGGGGCCCUGCGCCAUCGCACAAGUUGCACCACUUUACCUCUUGUAAUGCAGUUGUCGCACACCCAUCCACAUUCCCACGUCUCUAAUAAAGCAUAAACGUGUUCUCAAUAGCCAAUUCUAUUACACCUUUACCAACCAUUUUCAAGAAAUAUAACAAUACAAGUUGGGUUUUUAUGCGCAAAGUUAGCAAACUUGACAUUCUUCAUGGCAACAACAACAACAAGAACUAGUAACAUCUUGCCUACACUAUAUGCAACACUACUCUUUGUAUCCCUUACUACCUGCAAUGCCAAGAACAAGAAUGACAAGAAUCUCCUAUACGUGUUCGGCGAUUCGCUAUUCGAUGCCGGUAUGACUCUGUACACCGGUGUUGCGGGAGAUGGUGCUGAAUUCUGGCCUUAUGGUCGGACUUACUUUAAGAAGCCUGCUGGGAGGUAUUGUGAUGGUCGUGUUAUCCCGGAUUUCUUAGCUCAAUAUGCCGGGUGGCCGCAUCUGCAGCCGUAUUUGCAACCAGGGUUUGAUGAUUAUACCAAAGGAACCAGUUUUGCUGCUGCUAGUGCUUGUGUGCUGGUUGAAACUCGUCCUGGAAAGAUAAAUUUGGCCCUGCAAAUGUACUAUUUUGUUCAAAUGGUGCGAAAAUUGAAACAGCAAGUUGGAGAAUCAGAGGGCAACAAGCUGUUAUCUAAAGCAGUCUACUUGAUUGACAUCGGAGGAAAUGACUACUUCAGCAUUUUCGAGCCGAAUAAGACUAACCUUCCACAGCUUCCUCUCAAUCCUCAUUCAAAGAAAACUUACGUUAAUCAGAUACUCAGUGAGCUCACCACCCACAUUUAUACACUAUACAACAAAGGAGCACGGAAAUUUGCGUUUCCUAACAUUGGUCCUCUAGGGCACUUCCCCUCAAUGAAGACCCUUUGUAUGCUACGGCCCGAAAAGAGCUGUUUAGCUGAUCUAGAUGAGCUAGCUAGGAUGCAUAACGCUGCAUUUGCUACACUGGCUAACAAAUUGCAAAAACGAUUGCCAGGGUUCGAAUACUCAAUAUACGACUUCUACACCGCUGUAGACCUUCGUGUCUACAAUGCUUAUAGUUAUGGUUUUAAGGAAAGUAUAACAGCAUGUUGUGGAAGUGGAAUGUACAACGGUGACUUCACUUGCCAGAAGACGGAGCACAGUUUCUCAGCUUGUAGCAAUCCACCCGAUUAUUUAUGGUUUGACGCCGGUCAUCCUACCGAGAAAGCUAACGAGCAAUUUGCAAGUGAAAUGUGGUCGGGAGGACUCGACGUUGUAGCUCCUUACAACUUGAAGAGUUUAUUGACCAUGAGUUGAAUGAAAGCGGCAUCACACAUUGCUCUUAGCAAUGGAUGAAACAAAGGUGUCAUUCGAUAAUAAUAGUGACAUAUAUACUACUUGUAGCAUGUGCGAAAAAAGUUGUCACAUUGCUGUUUGUAUUACAUCGUAAAUGUUGUCAUUAUACCGUUUGUAGAUUUGAGUGCUUAGGGAAAGUAUGAAAAUAGUCCAACAAUUGUAAAGGGCAUGUAAAAUUGUGUCAUUUUUUGUCAUGAGGUCUUAGGAAGACGAUGUGACUAGUAUUUCCAAAUGGAAUCCAAUUAUUUUUUCUACAAAGAUUCUUUUUAUCUUUA